GAGAUCAGUGAUUCACUCUCUCAGUCAGACGCUGUAAACAAACGCUGAAGCUUCGACACUCGCUCGAUAUUUAUGAAAUCUAAAGAAUGGACAUAAAGCUUCGGAUUAUUACACACAGUCGUGUUUUAUUGUGUGUUUUUCUCACGUUUAUUGUCGCCGGCGUGUUUCCGGUGGCUGUAGCGAUAGAUGUUUAUACUCCGGCUGAAGUGUUUGUAGAGAAUGGAACCACAGCGACGCUGACGUGUAGUUUUAAAUCUAAGGAGGUGAUCAGUAGUUUAGCAUCAGUCACAUGGUCUUUCCUUCCAGAAGGCGACGCUGGAAACCCUACUCAUUUCAUCUAUUACGGCGAUGGAAGAGUGUUCCCCAUCUCUUUGCCGCAGUUCAUUUCUCGUGUGGAGUGGGCCGGAGACUUGAACAAGAAGGACGCUUCCAUCCGCGUGACUCGGGUGCAGUUCAAAGACAACGGGACAUACGUGUGUGACGUGAAGAAUCCUCCGGACAUCACCGGACAGCCGUCCAUCAUUAAAGUCCGAGUAGUCAUGAAAGAGUCUCUUCCACAGAGCAGCACGGCCGUGAUCGUGGGCGGCGUGAUCGGAGCUGUGAUCGGCAUCAUCAUCAUCUCUGUGGUCAUGUAUCUGAUCAUCAGACGACAGGUGCCCAGACCAGAUUACGAAGGCUGCACCUCAGUAGAGAGUGUGAGCUCACAGAACACGCGUGUGGGGAAGAAGGUGGAGUCAAGCUCAGACAACUCCUCUUGCUCCAGCCCCUCUGCCCCCCUACAGGGCCCGGUGAUCUACGCUCAGCUCGAUCACUCCGGCAGUAGGAGUUCCUUCCACAAGAUGGAGCCGGUGGUCUACGCAGACAUCCGGAAGAACUAGAGCAGCGGUUAUUGCAUGUGCAUCUUUACAUUCAUUCACAUUCUAAACGAAUCUAAGAGAACAGGUGUCAAUGACAGACGUACGGUCAGAGGCUCGAGCAGAUGGGUUAGUACUGGACAGAUGAUUUCACAUGUUGUAGGUUUUCUAACCGCACAAGCUCUGGCUCCUUCUGCUGUUAUUGGAUGUGUGUAUGUGUAUUAUUGUCAUUGCUAGUGUAAUAUCACUCAUAUUAAUACCUCUGAUGAUGUCAUUCAGGGGCCGGUUGUAUUAAAAGCUUAAACUAGUCUUACAAGUUAGUAAUGCAAUUGUUGUCUUCAAGACUGGUCAUAACUUCUUUAAGACAGGUACAUAAAAGGGUAGAUUAGUGUAAUUAAAAUUCCAAAAGUAAGACUUCAUUUUAUAAGCUGUUUAUGCAACCGGCCCCAGAUCAUCAGAACUAAUCAUCUUGUACAUAAAGACCAAAUGUUCACCCCACAUUCUCAUUCCAGUGACGUUUACUGCAACAGCGCUUCUUUAUUACAGUCAAAUUAUACUGUAAGCAUUUUUGUUUUUUAUUGAAAGAGAUUUUAGUGUUUAGUUCAGUAAUGAGAAUUUGGGAGUGACAUUUUCUCAUGACGGUAAUGUCCUGGCUUUAUAUGUCUACAUAUACUUUAAAUGACACAGACAGAAUGAUGUCUGGCGUGCUUCAGUCUGCUGUGUUUGCUUGUAAACAGAUCAAUAGCACUAUGUACAGUAACACUGACAUCUAUGCCAAAAACACUCCAGUCGCUGUUGGCUUCAGAAUGAUUCAAGUAAAGUAAAGUUAGCGUGCAUGUGUCGACGGUUAGACUAACAGCUAGUGAUCAUGAAACUAAUGUCUCUGUAGUGUUGAUGUAGAAACAUAUUCAGUGUCAGGGUGCUAGUAAACAAGUUCUUCUUCAGGGCUGAUGGGGACUUUUUGUUUUCCUGCUCUAUACACUCCAUUCUAUCUUUUACUACAUUCCAGUUCAUGUCUUCAAUUUUUCUUACGUCUUACUUUUAUUUUCUUUAAUUUAAACGUUCCGACACUUUCUGAAAAAGACCAAACGGAGCGAUGGUUCUUUCACACGUAUGAUGCUGGACUCUUGAGUUUGUGUUGUUUUUCUUAGAUGAUGAUUUUUUUAUUGAUGGACAAGCGAGAUGAUGAUGAAGAACUGCAGUUACUGCAACAUUCCAAUAAUGCGACUUUUUCUCUUUUGUACUGUGGUUGCGAAUACUGCACUGUUAGAUUUUGUUGUGCCAACUGUUUGUUAACUGAAACAUUGUGCCUUCAACAUUCAUGAACGAACUCACACACCUGAUCUUGUAUUUUUGGUUUAUUGGCCUUUUGUAUAUGAAUCCAGCUGUAUCUGUCUAAUUUUAUACAUACAUAUAUAUAUAAAUAUCACAUUGACUGAA
Triplophysa dalaica is the source of this 2294-nucleotide messenger RNA. RefSeq names its product myelin protein zero-like 1 like (gene mpzl1l). NCBI's taxonomy places the organism in Eukaryota, Metazoa, Chordata, Actinopteri, Cypriniformes, Nemacheilidae. Bases 87 to 878 code for a protein of 263 amino acids. The record is from RefSeq and is a predicted model, not a curated record. Gene Ontology annotation, cellular component: membrane; focal adhesion; cell surface. The transcript has 6 exons.